Molecule: messenger RNA, 846 nt
Organism: Fimicolochytrium jonesii
Lineage: Eukaryota; Fungi; Chytridiomycota; Chytridiomycetes; Spizellomycetales; Powellomycetaceae
Exons: 3
Coding region: 260-688 (142 amino acids)
Source: RefSeq, a predicted model, not a curated record
CGCCGUUUCGACACCCGCCAUCAAACGCCCAUCUUGCUCGUUCGUCAAUCCUCCAGGGCCUAGUACUCCUCCCCGCCAUCCACUCCAUGCAGUACCUUAUCCUACAAAUCACGCAGCGUCUGAACAGAUCCCCUCGGAUACAAAUUCAAGGCAUCAUCCGCCGUCAUCUUCAAAACUCAUCCGUGACCUUGUAGGUUAUCCAUCGAAGCCUCAUCACCCACCUCACAUACGAACCCAUCGGGCGUCAUGACGACUGCCCAUGGUUGAGCUCCAUCGGUUUGGUACGCCCUGCUGUCUCUUUUGGUGCUUUGGGGUCGUCGUGGGAUGCUUCAAGCCCAGGCGAAGGCGUUCCCGUGCACCGUCUUCGUACGUGAGAUCGAGGCGUUUUCCCGUGCGCAAAGAAUGCUGCCCGCAGGUCUUCGUACGCUACUUCUUUGGCUGGCACGCAGAGCUGCGGGAAACAAGGGUCGUCAAUAGCAAAGGUAGAGCAAGAGCAGAUGAUGUUCAUCAAGAGCGUGCUCGCCCGCCCUAUGCUCCGGAGAAGCCUGGAGACGCGACCCUCGCAGACUCAGCAGACUCUCGCAAACCGCCAUUGCGACAUCAACCUGCUCGCAUUUCCACACAACGCACAUACAGGACUUCCGCCGGCUCCCCUAGCCCCCCUAGCCCCCCGCCAACGCGGUCCUGACCACCUGUCGAAGCUCCCACUGGACGCCUCCGGUAAAGCGCUAGCACCUGUACGUUCAGAAACAGCGACGCGCACGAAGAUCCCAUAUUUGAGCAUAGAGGCAAUAUGCCAGCAGAAGGGGGGGUGACUGUGAGUGCACUAUUUGUCUCCGAUCACCC